GUUUUGUCUGCCGAGUUUGACGAGGAUGAAUACUCCUUUCUGCUUACUGUUCAACUUGAAAAGCCAGGGGCACCAAAACGCCGAAAACCGCUCAGAGAAAGAAUACGAGAACAAAGUGCUCCUCGUAAAUCUCCCGAUAUGGAAGACACAAAACCUGUGAAGGAAACCAGACCGACAACGGCAAAG
This is a messenger RNA of Opisthorchis viverrini, 186 nucleotides long. RefSeq lists its product as hypothetical. The annotation marks the transcript as partial. The record is from RefSeq and is a predicted model, not a curated record. Lineage: Eukaryota; Metazoa; Platyhelminthes; Trematoda; Opisthorchiida; Opisthorchiidae. The transcript has a single exon.